Molecule: messenger RNA, 1311 nt
Organism: Syngnathus typhle (broad-nosed pipefish)
Lineage: Eukaryota; Metazoa; Chordata; Actinopteri; Syngnathiformes; Syngnathidae
Product: zinc finger protein OZF-like
Exons: 2
Coding region: 68-1066 (332 amino acids)
Cellular component (GO): nucleus
Source: RefSeq, a predicted model, not a curated record
UUAGAGCAAAUUGAACUUGUUAUCGGUACACAUUUGCAGCUUCACUUAAGAAAUAUCGGCACUUAAAAUGUGUGCAAAAGGUGUGAAAGAAGAUUACGAGGAGGAACUUUGUGAAGCAAAUCAACUACCGGAUGCUCUUUUCAAGAAGGCUCAAGUUGUAGCACACGGAACAGGAGAUCCUCAUCCUCAGCUGCAGGAAUGGAGCUCCGGAGUGCUGGAGGAGGAGUUGGAGCCACCUCACAUUAAAGAAGAGUGCCGUCCCAUUAAAGAAGAAGAGGAGGAAUGCGGGAUGUGUCAGGAGGGAGAGACGAUUCAAGAGUCGGAGGAUUCCAAUACCACUAAGUUGCCAGUGAAGCAUGAAGAUAAUAAUGAAGGUGAUGGAGACCAAUGUGGAGAAGAGUCGCAAGCCGACAACCUCUUAGCUCCACUAUCAGAUAGUGAGGCCAUAACCUCACACUCCUCUGACACUGAUGAACACACCAGUGGUGAUACGAUAUGUCCCUCUGAUAACAAAGAUGUGACAUGUUCCCAGUGUGACAAAACCUUUCCCAACAAGUCAACGCUGAAAAGACACAUGAGAACACACAGUGGAGAGAAACCUUUUGCCUGCUCAAUUUGCGGUAAAACGUUCACAUGGAAGACAGGUAUGAUAAGACACAUAAGAACACACACUGGUGAGAAACCUUUUGUCUGCUCCGUUUGUGACGAAAGAUUCGCUCAUAAAGAGCAACUGGGAAGGCACAUGACAACACACACGGGAGAAAAACAUUUCGCAUGUUCACUUUGUGGGAAAAUAUUCACAUGGAAGAUUGGUUUGAUGAGACACACAAGAUCUCACACUGGGGAGAGACCCUUUGCCUGCUCAGUUUGUGGUAAAACAUUUAAUCAGAAGACAACUUUAAUAAUGCAUAUAAGAACGCACACUGGGGAGAAACCUUUUCUCUGCUCGGUGUGUGGCCAAAGAUUCACCCAAAAGGGAAAUUUAGAAAAACACACAAGAAGUCACACUUUGAUUCUCCCCAGUGUCAACUUUCGCUUGCUUAAUCUGCCGCCUGACUUUCAAUGAUCGUACAGGGUUGGUUCAACUCAACACACAAAAACCAGUUUCAUAUUCAUAUUGUGGGAAACCACCGUGAUAGACACACUGACAGCACACACAACAGUAGUAAUAUUCUGCUUGAUGAUUGAUUUUUGUUUAGUUUUUGUUAAGUUUUAAUAUUAUUUUUUCUUUUAUUAACAUAUUUGUGGAAUACAAGAUGGAAAAAGCCCUUAAAUAUUAUGUAAAAAAAUUAAAGUACAAUUCCCACUGUU